GGGACGGAGCCUGGGCGCCGAGGCUAUGAGGAGUCAGGAGGUGCUGGGCCAAGCGGCCCGCUUGGCCUCCUCCGGUCUGCUCCUCCAGAGAUUUGCAGACUGCUGUGAUCCGCUGAUGUACCUAGAUUGAGUCUUCCAGAUUGCAACUGUUCACGUGUAACUCUGCGGGUGUUUGACACAGAAGUGAUCUGUCAUUUGCUCUGGAGUGACCCUGAGUUACACCUGUGGUGCUUCCAGGAUGCAAGGGGGAGUCACUUGGUGGUGUUUCGAUUGAUCACCUUUGUCUUGAAUGCAUUUAUUCUUCGCAUCCUGUCAAAGGAAAUUGUUGGCAUUGUGAAUGUCCGGCUAACACUGCUUUACUCAACCACCAUCUUCCUGGCCAGAGAGGCCUUCCGCAGAGCAUGUCUGAGUAGGGGCGCCCAGCGGGACUGGAGCCAGACCCUCAACCUCCUGUGGCUAACCAUAUCAAGAAACAUUUUUCCCCUCUUCUAGAGUCCCUUUGGGUGUGUUUUGGUCCUUGUUCCUGGGCUGGGUCUGGUUACAGUUGCUCGAUGUGCCUGAUCCUAAUGUCAUCCCCCACUAUGGAACCGGAGUGCUGGUGUUUGGUCUCUCAGCAGUGGUGGAACUUCUGGGAGAGCCCUUCUGGGUGUUGGCACAAGCACAUAUGUUUGUCAAGCUCAAGGUGAUUGCUGAGAGCCUGUCAGUUAUACUCAAGAGCAUCCUAACAGCUUUUCUUGUGCUGUGGUUGCCUUACUGGGGACUGUACAUUUUCUCUCUGGCCCAGCUUUCCUAUACCACAGUUCUGGUGCUCUGCUAUGUUAUUUAUUUCACAAAGUUACUGGGCUCCCCAGAAUCAACCAAGCAACAAGCUCUUCCUGUCUCCAGAAUGACAGAUAUGUUACCCAGAAUUACAAGAAGUAGAGCUUUUGUAAAUUGGGAAGAGGCUAAACUGACUUGGAGUUUUUUCAAACAGUCUUUCUUGAAACAGAUUCUGACAGAAGGCGAGCGAUAUGUGAUGACAUUUCUGAAUGUGUUAAAUUUUGGCGAUCAGGGUGUAUAUGAUAUAGUGAAUAAUCUUGGCUCCCUUGUGGCCAGAUUAAUUUUCCAGCCAAUAGAGGAGAGUUUUUAUAUAUUCUUUGCUAAGGUGCUAGAGAGAGAAAAAGACGCCACACUUCAGAAGCAGGAGGAUGUUGCUGUGGCCGCUGCGGUUUUGGAGUCCCUGCUGAAGUUGGCCCUGCUGGCUGGUCUGACCAUCACUGUUUUCGGCUUUGCCUAUUCUCAACUGGCUUUGGACAUCUAUGGAGGGGCCAUGCUUAGCUCAGGAUCAGGUCCCAUUCUGCUGCGUGCCUAUUGUCUCUACGUCCUCCUGCUUGCCAUCAAUGGAGUGACUGAGUGUUUCACAUUUGCUGCCAUGAGCAAAGAGGAGGUUGACAGGUACAAUUUCACGAUGCUGGCCCUGUCCUCUUCGUUCCUGGUGUUAUCCUAUCUCCUGACCCGGUGGUGUGGCAGCGUGGGCUUCAUCUUGGCCAACUGCUUCAACAUGGGCAUUCGAAUCACACAGAGCCUCUGCUUCAUCCACCGCUACUACCAGAAGAGCCCCCACAGGCCCCUGGCUGGCCUGUGCCUGUCGCCAGUCCUCCUCGGGACAUUUGCCCUUAGUGGUGGCGUUACCAGUCUUUCAGAGGUGUUCCUCUGCUGUGAGCAGGGCUGGCUGGCCAGGCUGGUGCACGUUGCUGUGGGGGCCCUCUGUUUGGGAGCCACUCUUGGGAUGGCAUUCCUCACAGAGACCAAGCUGAUCCACUUUCUUAGGACUCAAUUAGCUUUAAGCUCCGUUCUGAAUGCAAAGCCCCUGAGAGGAAAUGGAACUGGCCCAGGUUACUGUCACAGGGCUGCUGCUGUGGAUGGAGGGUCAUACGUGAGCCAGUGGAUGGGCCACCCUCUCGGGGCAGUUUUGUUCAUUGUUUUUCCUUCUCUGGACUGGGAUGAAGGACACGAGGUUCAGGUCAACUGGCUUUCCGCUUCGAGAAGCAGCUGGGAGGAAGAGAAAGGCCAGAACCUAGGGUGUCCAGAGGGUGCUGUCUGGAGUGCUACUGUUAAGAGCCUGUUGCUCCAGGCCACCCGACUCCCAUCAGCCUCUGUGGACCACUUCCCUGACUCUGCCAGGGCUCCGGUUGCCUUCCCAAAUUGGGAGAAGGGAUCCAGAUAAAGCAAGAGAGCCAGAGAGCCUGAAUAUCAUGUUCUAGUUCCAGCCCUGCCCCUGUUUCUUCAUAAGAUCCUCUUCUCCAUCUACACAAGGUACUGACCCUGCCCACUGUGACUCGGGGGCCAUGGCAGGGACCCAAGGAAAUUCACUGUGCAACACUCUUUGGGGCUGCAGUGGAGAGUGGGAGGGUGGUGGGCCUGUGCACUUCAAGGCUGGACCCUGGAGCCUGGAGCAUGAAGCCUGAAGCCUGGAGACUGGGCCUGCGUUCAGGCAGGGGAGUUAGGCUAGAGCAGAAGUCAUCACGGAGUCUAAAAUAUCUCCAUGUAUUGUUCUGCCUGAUAACGAUCUUCUCUCCUGAUGUAUUAUGUAUCUUAUGUAUUUCUUAUAUUAAUUUAUAAAUUGUGAAUCAUGAAGUAAGUGUUCUAGGGCAGCCAGUACCCUGUGAAUGGGCAUUUCUAACUGGCCUUUUUUUUCCCUUUGUAUGUGGUACACACAUCCUCCUGUGCUUACACUGCCCUCUAUAUUGUUCUUUUUUUACUACACUUUGUCCCAGUCCAAGUUGUGUCCAGUUUUUUGCUAUGUUGAAUACAGUGUGGAAGAGAAUAUCCUGAUACCAAGACCUCUGAGUGCGGUCCUGCUUCUGCAUUUUGCCUGCCUGUGACGCCUGAGAGCGCUCCUGCUGUGUCAGAGCAGGGCACUGCCUCUGGACUCAACUUCACCCCAGAGGGAGCUCGGGGUGGAAGGCAGCCUGCCCGGGUUACACCAUGUUAAUGACCAGCUGGCCCGGAGCCCAGACUCAGGACCUGCUGGCCAGUGGGCCAAACCCCUCCUUUCACAUGGGUUCCACAUCUGAAAAGGGCUUUGCAAAAUGCCGGGCACCCAGGCAAUGGUCAACAUUCACUGUGAGGUCACGGCAGCCUGUUACUGGGUCAUUCAGUUGACUGUCUUCCCACUGCAGAUACUGGGAAGGUCCUGGGGGAGCCAUGGACCUUGGUGUCCCUGGUGGGCACAAGCUGGCAAUGAGGACCUGACCCUCUAGGCUCCACUGCCUCCUCGGCUGCAGGCUGAAGGAUGCGCCCAUCUCAGUGCUGAGGGUGUGUCUGACACAUGGACCUGCUUCCCAAGAAGUAUCAGGAAAGGCAUUGAUGCCCCAGGCCUUGCCCUGAAGAAUCUGAUUCAUCAGCCUGGUUGGGGCACUGGAAACAAAAGCUACCAGUAAACAGAAAGGAAGUGAAACAACCUGGGCAGGCAUCUCCACCCGCUGUUCCUGUUCCUCCUUCGGGGUGACAUGGCCUCCUCUGGGAAGUGGCUUUGGACUUUGUUCCCUUGCCUGAAGGCCUGGUGUGCAGCCCACUAGGUUCAAGGCCCAUUUGUGCCAUCUUGGUGGGCGCUUGGUGAGCUGCCAGCCUGUAGGUGGAGUCCCGUGGUCUUGACAAGUUCACUCCAAGUUCUUGUGCCUUCGGCCACAGAGCUGACUGUGGAACCCCCCAGGCUGUCUCCUGACCCCGCAACCCUGGAUGAGUUACUCCACCUCUCAAGCCUCAGCCUGCUCUCUGUCUAAACUCGACUUAUUUUUAUUUUCAGAUUUUCUUUUGAUCAAAAGAAUACAGGUACCUAGUUUUAAAAGCUGAAUGACCCCUAAACGGCAGGUUCUGUCCACGUACCAAGCUUCCCCUCUCCCUCGCCCAUCGUUUUAGUUUUUUGGUCAUUUAUUCUUCCAUUUCUCUUCGUAUUUCUAAAUGAUUUGCUUAUAUUGCUGUUUCUUGAUCCCCCACCACCACCACCUUUAGAACAUUGACCUCCUGGUAUGGAGAAAUGAGCUCAAACAGCCACCUCUCCACACACUUCCCUCCCCCAUCCUUCCAGUGUUAUGAUCUGGAGUAAGUUGAUACUCAGUGUUUACAUGUUUCAAACUAUAGAAACAUUGUUCUCUGCUAAACCAAGUAGUACCCUAUUUCCUUUCUACUACAAUCUGUUGUUUUUC
Molecule: messenger RNA, 4187 nt
Organism: Camelus dromedarius (Arabian camel)
Lineage: Eukaryota; Metazoa; Chordata; Mammalia; Artiodactyla; Camelidae
Gene: RFT1
Product: RFT1 homolog
Exons: 17
Coding region: 665-2206 (513 amino acids)
Biological process (GO): dolichol-linked oligosaccharide biosynthetic process; glycolipid translocation
Cellular component (GO): endoplasmic reticulum membrane
Source: RefSeq, a predicted model, not a curated record